UAAGCAUAACUCAAUUUUUUAAGUCAAGUCAAUAUGCGACCAACACAACCGCCAUGACUUGAUAUGGAUUUGUUUUUUUUUCAUUUACUAGCAAUCUCACGCAUCAACUCAAUGUAAGCUGUUGGUUGAUAAGUUAUCAUUUCGGUCAGUAAAAAUGGCUGUCGCUAAAAAAUGGAUCUACGCCAAACCCUUCUCCGGACUUCCGUCGUACGACAAUUUCCGCUUGGAGGAAGAAACUCUCGGAGAGUUGAAGGAUAAAGAAUUUCUUGCCGAAGCUGUAUUUCUGAGCGUUGAUCCGGGUGCUCGCCCCUACAUGAGAUUAUAUCCGCUGGGUUCAGUCAUGAUGGGCGGCCAGGUGGCGAAGGUGAUCGAGAGCAAACAUCCCGAUUUCCCUGUCGGUUCGUUCAUACACGGAAGAUUCGGAUGGCGUACUUUGACCGUUUUCGCUCCCGAUGAAAAUCACACCAUCGAAAGGCCAUACGUGCUGCCGGAUUUUGGGAAUGAGUCUCCUUCUCUCGGAACAGGGGUUCUCGGCAUUUCCGGUAAUACCGCUUAUUUUGGUUUCUUGGAAAUCUGUAAACCAAAGGAGGGUGAAACGGUUGUGGUUAGUGGAGCAGCUGGGGCCGUUGGAAGCGUGGUUGGUCAAAUAGCAAAGAUCAAGGGCUGCCGCGUGAUUGGGAUUGUAGGAACCGAUGAAAAAUGUGAAUGGAUUCGGAGCUUAGGAUUCGAUGCCGCUAUCAAUUACAAAACGGCAAACAUAGCAACUGAACUUAAGAAAGCAGCCCCUAAAGGAGUUGAUUGCUACUUCGACAAUGUCGGAGGAACAAUAACAGAAAUCGUGCGUGGUCAGAUGAAUCUAUUUGGACGUAUAUCCGUUUGUGGAUCAAUUUCGAGUUACAAUUCGGAGAAGGCCCAAGUAAUCGAUCCACAGCGAGAUUACGUGUGGAAGCAACUGUACCAGGAAGGAUUCGUUGUGUGGCGUUGGAUGGAUCGCUGGCUCGAAGGUAUCCAACAGAACCUUGAAUGGAUUCAAGAGGGAAAGCUGAAACACAAAGAAACGAUUACUGAAGGAUUUGAAAAUCUACCAAAAGCUUUUGUUGGGGUUUUAACGGGCGAGAAUCUAGGAAAAGCUGUGGUGAAAGUGUAACAGUCGAAGAGAAGUUUCAAAAUGCAAUAAAGAGCUUUUGUUGACUAAA
Molecule: messenger RNA, 1196 nt
Organism: Uranotaenia lowii
Lineage: Eukaryota; Metazoa; Arthropoda; Insecta; Diptera; Culicidae
Product: prostaglandin reductase 1-like
Exons: 3
Coding region: 155-1147 (330 amino acids)
Biological process (GO): prostaglandin metabolic process
Cellular component (GO): cytoplasm
Molecular function (GO): 15-oxoprostaglandin 13-reductase [NAD(P)+] activity; 2-alkenal reductase [NAD(P)H] activity
Source: RefSeq, a predicted model, not a curated record